GGGAGAAGACGGGAGGGAAGGGGUUAGGCGGCCGGACGUGGUCGCGAGGGCGCGCGCGCGGGUGGGGCGGAGUUGGGGGACGCGGCUGAGUCUGCCGACACCUCCCCGACUCACGGUCCGCGGGCGGCGAGGGAGACCCCCGAACCCGCGGCGAGCUCGGUAGGCCCUGGGCCUCGGUGGAAACCGGAGUGUGUGGGGGAGGGGCCGCUGUUGCUUCCUGGCUGCCGACUGAGGCGGAGGCAGCGCCGCGUCUGCGUCACGUGACACCCAAAAAGGCGGAGAGAGGCGGAAAAAAAAGUGUGCAAAGAUGCACGGGGGAGCGCCGUCCGGGGACAGCGCGUGCCCGCUGCGCACCAUCAAGCGCGUGCAAUUCGGCAUCCUGAGCCCGGAUGAGAUGAAACGGAUGUCAGUGACGGAAGGGGGGAUCAAAUACCCUGAGACAACAGAAGGGGGCCGCCCCAAACUGGGGGGCCUGAUGGACCCUCGGCAGGGUGUCAUUGAAAGGACAGGACGGUGUCAGACCUGUGCAGGCAACAUGACAGAAUGCCCUGGCCAUUUCGGACACAUUGAGCUAGCCAAGCCUGUCUUCCACGUCGGCUUCUUGGGCAAGACGAUGAAGGUUCUACGUUGCGUCUGCUUUUUCUGCUCCAAGCUGCUGGUUGACUCUAACAAUCCGAAGAUCAAAGACAUCCUGGCCAAAUCCAAAGGGCAACCGAAGAAGCGUUUGACCCACGUCUACGACCUUUGCAAAGGCAAGAACAUCUGCGAAGGUGGGGAGGAGAUGGACAACAAGUUUGGAGUGGAGCAGGACCAAGGCGAUGAAGACAUCACAAAGGAAAAGGGUCAUGGCGGCUGCGGGCGCUACCAGCCGAGGAUCCGACGGUCGGGCCUGGAGCUCUACGCCGAGUGGAAACACGUGAACGAGGACUCUCAGGAGAAGAAGAUUCUGCUGAGCCCCGAACGGGUGCACGAGAUCUUCAAGCGCAUCUCGGACGAGGAGUGCUUCAUCCUUGGCAUGGACCCCAAGUUCGCCAGGCCCGAGUGGAUGAUUUGCACGGUGCUCCCGGUCCCGCCACUGUCUGUCCGCCCCGCUGUUGUCAUGCAAGGCUCUGCCAGGAAUCAGGACGACUUGACUCACAAGCUGGCCGACAUUGUGAAGAUCAACAACCAGCUGCGGAGGAAUGAGCAGAACGGCGCAGCCGCCCACGUCAUCGCCGAAGACGUCAAGCUGCUGCAGUUCCACGUGGCCACCAUGGUGGACAACGAGCUGCCUGGGCUGCCCCGUGCCAUGCAGAAAUCGGGGAGGCCCCUGAAGUCCCUGAAGCAGAGGCUGAAGGGGAAAGAGGGGCGCGUGCGAGGGAACCUGAUGGGAAAGCGAGUGGACUUCUCGGCCCGGACGGUCAUCACCCCGGAUCCCAACCUCUCCAUCGACCAGGUGGGCGUGCCCCGCUCCAUCGCGGCCAACAUGACCUUCGCCGAGAUAGUGACGCCCUUCAACAUUGACAGGCUGCAGGAGCUGGUGCGCAGAGGGAACAGCCAGUACCCCGGAGCCAAGUACAUUAUCCGGGACAACGGCGACAGGAUUGACCUCCGCUUCCACCCCAAGCCCAGCGACCUCCACCUGCAGAUAGGGUACAAGGUAGAACGGCACAUGUGUGACGGCGACAUCGUCAUUUUCAAUCGACAGCCGACGCUGCACAAGAUGUCCAUGAUGGGGCACAGAGUGCGCAUCCUGCCGUGGUCCACCUUUCGCCUCAAUCUCAGUGUGACCACCCCGUACAAUGCCGACUUUGACGGCGACGAGAUGAACCUGCACCUCCCCCAGUCCCUGGAGACGCGGGCGGAGAUCCAAGAACUGGCCAUGGUGCCCCGUAUGAUUGUCACGCCUCAGUCCAACAGGCCCGUCAUGGGCAUCGUGCAGGACACCCUGACGGCGGUCCGCAAGUUCACCAAGAGAGACGUCUUCCUAGAGAGGGGUGAGGUGAUGAACCUGCUGAUGUUCCUCUCCACCUGGGACGGCAAAGUGCCCCAGCCGGCCAUCCUCAAGCCUCGCCCUCUCUGGACCGGGAAGCAGAUCUUCUCCCUCAUCAUCCCAGGACACAUUAACUGCAUCCGUACGCACAGCACCCACCCGGACGAUGAGGACAGCGGCCCCUACAAGCACAUCUCUCCCGGAGAUACCAAGGUCAUCGUGGAGAACGGGGAGCUGAUCAUGGGCAUCCUCUGCAAGAAGUCGCUGGGCACCUCUGCCGGCUCCCUGGUCCACAUCUCCUACCUGGAGAUGGGCCACGAUGUCACCCGCCUCUUUUACAGCAACAUCCAGACGGUUAUCAACAACUGGCUGCUGAUCGAAGGCCACACCAUUGGGAUCGGGGACUCCAUUGCUGAUGCCAAGACCUACCAAGACAUUCAGAACACCAUCAAGAAGGCCAAGCAGGAUGUCAUAGAGGUGAUUGAGAAGGCCCACAACAACGAGCUAGAGCCCACCCCCGGCAACACGCUGCGCCAGACCUUUGAGAACCAGGUCAACAGGAUCCUGAACGACGCCCGAGACAAGACCGGCUCCUCCGCCCAGAAGUCUCUCUCCGAGUACAACAACUUCAAGUCCAUGGUGGUGUCGGGAGCCAAGGGCUCCAAGAUCAACAUCUCGCAGGUCAUCGCCGUGGUGGGGCAGCAGAACGUGGAAGGGAAGCGCAUCCCCUUUGGCUUCAAGCACCGGACACUGCCCCACUUCAUCAAGGACGACUACGGCCCCGAGAGCAGGGGCUUCGUGGAGAAUUCCUACCUGGCCGGUCUCACCCCAACCGAGUUCUUCUUCCACGCCAUGGGAGGCCGAGAGGGGCUGAUCGACACGGCUGUCAAAACAGCUGAAACAGGUUACAUCCAGCGGCGGCUGAUCAAGUCCAUGGAGUCCGUGAUGGUGAAGUACGACGCCACAGUGCGCAAUUCCAUCAACCAGGUGGUGCAGCUGCGCUACGGUGAGGACGGUCUAGCAGGGGAGAGUGUGGAGUUCCAGAACCUGGCCACGCUCAAGCCUUCCAACAAGGCCUUUGAGAAGAAGUUCAAAUUCGACUACACCAACGAGCGGGCUCUGCGGCGCACCCUGCAGGAGGAGAUGGUGAAGGACAUCCUCAGCAACGCCCACAUCCAGAACGAGCUGGAGAGGGAGUUCGAGAAGAUGAAGGCCGACCGGGAGGUGUUGAGGGUCAUCUUCCCUACGGGAGACAGCAAGGUGGUUCUCCCAUGCAACCUGCUGCGCAUGAUUUGGAACGCGCAGAAGAUUUUCCACAUCAACACGCGCCUGCCCUCCGACCUGCACCCUAUCAAGGUGGUGGACGGCGUGAAGGAGCUCAGCAAGAAACUGGUGAUUGUCAAUGGGGACGACCCCCUCAGCAAGCAGGCGCAGGAGAACGCCACGCUCCUCUUCAACAUCCACCUGCGCUCCACGCUCUGCAGCCGGCGGAUGAUCGAGGAGUUCCGCCUGAGCGGGGAAGCCUUUGACUGGCUGCUGGGCGAGAUUGAGUCCAAAUUCAACCAGGCUAUUGCUCACCCUGGCGAGAUGGUGGGGGCGCUGGCUGCCCAGUCCCUGGGCGAGCCGGCCACUCAGAUGACCCUGAACACCUUCCACUACGCCGGUGUCUCGGCCAAGAACGUGACGCUGGGCGUGCCCCGACUCAAGGAGCUGAUCAACAUCUCCAAGAAACCCAAGACGCCCUCGCUGACCGUCUUCCUGCUGGGGCAGUCUGCCCGAGAUGCCGAGAGGGCCAAGGACAUCCUUUGCCGCCUGGAGCACACGACCCUCCGCAAGGUGACCGCCAACACCGCCAUCUACUACGACCCCAACCCGCAGAACACGGUGGUGGCCGAGGACCAGGAGUGGGUGAACGUCUACUACGAGAUGCCCGACUUUGACGUGACCCGCAUUUCCCCCUGGCUGCUGCGCGUGGAGCUGGACCGCAAGCACAUGACCGACCGCAAGCUCACCAUGGAGCAGAUUGCCGAGAAGAUCAAUGCUGGCUUUGGGGAUGACCUCAACUGCAUUUUCAACGACGACAACGCGGAGAAGUUGGUGCUGCGGAUCCGGAUCAUGAACAGCGAUGAGAAUAAGAUGCAAGAGGAGGAGGAAGUUGUGGACAAGAUGGAUGACGACGUCUUCCUCCGCUGCAUUGAGUCUAACAUGCUGACGGACAUGACGCUGCAGGGUAUCGAGCAGAUCAGCAAGGUCUACAUGCACCUGCCCCAGACGGACAACAAGAAGAAGAUCAUAAUUACAGAGGACGGGGAGUUCAAGGCCUUGCAGGAGUGGAUUCUGGAGACGGACGGCGUGAGCCUCAUGCGGGUGCUGAGUGAGAAGGACGUGGACCCCGUGCGCACGACCUCCAACGACAUUGUGGAGAUCUUCACGGUGCUGGGCAUCGAGGCCGUCAGGAAGGCCCUGGAGAGGGAGCUGUACCACGUCAUCUCCUUCGACGGCUCCUACGUCAACUACCGCCACUUGGCGCUGCUGUGCGACACCAUGACGUGCCGCGGCCACUUGAUGGCCAUCACCCGGCACGGCGUCAACCGCCAAGACACGGGGCCCCUCAUGAAGUGCUCCUUCGAAGAGACGGUUGACGUGCUGAUGGAAGCGGCCGCCCACGGGGAAAGUGACCCUAUGAAGGGCGUCUCGGAGAACAUCAUGCUGGGCCAGCUGGCGCCGGCAGGCACCGGCUGCUUCGACCUCCUCUUGGACGCCGAGAAGUGCAAAUACGGCAUGGAGAUCCCCACCAACAUCCCGGGGCUCGGCGUGGGGGGACCUACUGGCAUGUUCUUUGGGUCUGCUCCCAGCCCCAUGGGUGGAAUGUCGCCCGCCAUGACCCCCUGGAACCAAGGCGCCACGCCAGCAUAUGUGGCAUGGUCUCCUAGCGUUGGUAGCGGAAUGACUCCGGGGGCAGCCGGCUUUUCACCCAGCGCCGCCUCCGACGCCAGCGGCUUCAGCCCCGGCUAUUCUCCAGCCUGGUCGCCCACCCCAGGGUCCCCGGGGUCUCCAGGACCCUCCAGCCCGUACAUCCCAUCGCCAGGUGGGGCUAUGUCUCCCAGCUACUCCCCGACCUCUCCUGCCUAUGAGCCUCGUUCCCCAGGAGCGUACACACCGCAGAGCCCCAGCUACAGCCCCACAUCGCCUUCCUACAGCCCAACCUCUCCGUCAUACUCCCCCACCAGCCCCAAUUACAGCCCCACCAGCCCCAGCUACAGCCCCACGUCGCCCAGUUACUCUCCAACUAGCCCCAGCUACAGCCCCACGUCGCCCAGCUACAGCCCCACCAGCCCCAGCUACAGCCCCACGUCGCCUAGCUAUUCUCCAACCAGCCCCAGCUACAGCCCUACAUCGCCCAGUUACUCUCCGACCAGCCCCAGCUACAGCCCCACGUCCCCUAGCUAUUCUCCGACUAGCCCCAGCUACAGCCCCACGUCCCCCAGUUACUCUCCGACCAGCCCCAGCUACAGCCCCACGUCGCCCAGCUACAGCCCAACAUCGCCCAGCUACUCUCCGACCAGCCCCAACUACAGCCCGACGUCUCCAAACUACACCCCGACUUCGCCCAGCUACAGCCCCACCUCGCCCAGCUACAGCCCCACGUCUCCGAACUACACCCCGACGUCUCCAAACUACAGCCCCACUUCGCCCAGCUACUCUCCGACCAGCCCCUCCUACAGCCCCACCUCCCCCAGCUACUCCCCCUCCAGCCCCCGUUACACCCCGCAGUCGCCGACGUACACCCCCUCGUCGCCCAGCUACAGCCCCAGCUCGCCCAGCUACAGCCCCACCAGCCCCAAGUACACCCCAACCAGCCCGUCCUACAGCCCCAGCUCCCCGGAGUACACCCCAACCAGCCCCAAGUACAGCCCCACCUCGCCCAAGUACAGCCCGACAUCGCCCAAGUACAGCCCGACAUCGCCCACCUACAGCCCCACCACCCCCAAGUACAGCCCCACCAGCCCCACCUACUCGCCCACCUCGCCCGUCUACACCCCGACCUCGCCCAAGUACAGCCCUACAUCGCCCACCUACUCGCCCACCUCCCCGAAGUACAGCCCGACAUCGCCCACCUACUCGCCCACCUCCCCGAAGGGCUCCACCUACUCGCCCACCUCCCCCGGCUACAGCCCCACGUCGCCCACCUACAGCCUCACCAGCCCGGCCAUCAGCCCAGACGACAGCGACGAGGACAACUGAGAGCGGGCGGCGCCUGUCGCCACGGAGACCGGUGGGCGGGUGACCUCCGGGCGGCGCGAUUGGAUGAAACGUUCGGAACCUUUCGGGAGGCGGCGAAAUCUCCGGUAGCUCCUGGCACCCUCCUGUUUGCAAGGGGCCUGGAAAAAAACGCAGGCGCAGAAGGCAAUUCUGCAAUGCUAAUACCUAUCUCUUUCACUCUUUCUCUUUCCAUCCUGCAAACCCACAGAGAACGUUUUGAUCUCCGUUCUCCUGUCGUUUUUAUCUUUAAAAAGAAAACACUGUAAAUAAUCGUAUAGACUACCUAGUGAAAUCAGCAAACACGGACCCUGUUUGGGGGGGAAGGGGGAGUAGCUCACAUGCGCAUGAAGGGAGGUUUGGGGGCGCAGUCUCUCCCCCCCCCCCAGCGAGACGGAGCCCAUCCUGCGACCUCUCGCAAACCGUUUUUCGGGAAACGUGAGAUUCGGAAGCUGCGAUAACUCCCUGCCAGCUUUCCAGCUUCAACGAUACAGUACCUUUUUCCGUACGUGUCUGUCAGAAAUUAUUUAUGUUUAAAAACCUUAGAGAAAGUUUCUUGAUUAAGGUGCGUUGCAUUAAUGUGUUCACUUUUCUGCCGGGGGGGGGGUCGAGGGGAGGGGAACGUCCGAUAAAUAAGAAGCUCUGGAGAGAAAUUGUUUUUAAGUCUUAUACUUUUGUCGGGGGGGGGGGCUGAUACUUCCCUCCCUUUUUCAAAGCAUGUUUGGAAGUUCAGAACUGUUCCCUGGCUCGGCUCGGCUUGUUGGGGGGGCUUGAGAGCUCCUUGAGGGGGGCAUCCUUGUCGCGCAUCCCUCAGCAGUGGGGCCGAGCGGGGCCAGGACAAUUAAACCGAUGUCAUUUUGUUGGGUGUUUUGGAAUCCUUGCUUUUUCUGUGAGCGCAAAACUCUGUAUGUAACUUUCUGAAAGAAAAUAAAAAUAAAAUAAUUUUUAAAAACUCCCAACCUUGUGCCUUUGACAAAUUCUUUUUUAAGU
Molecule: messenger RNA, 7222 nt
Organism: Zootoca vivipara (common lizard)
Lineage: Eukaryota; Metazoa; Chordata; Lepidosauria; Squamata; Lacertidae
Gene: POLR2A
Product: RNA polymerase II subunit A
Biological process (GO): transcription by RNA polymerase II
Cellular component (GO): RNA polymerase II, core complex
Molecular function (GO): DNA binding
Source: RefSeq, a predicted model, not a curated record